Molecule: messenger RNA, 882 nt
Organism: Saccharomycopsis crataegensis
Lineage: Eukaryota; Fungi; Ascomycota; Saccharomycetes; Ascoideales; Saccharomycopsidaceae
Exons: 1
Coding region: 1-882 (293 amino acids)
Cellular component (GO): ribonucleoprotein complex; nucleus; cytoplasm
Molecular function (GO): mRNA binding
Source: RefSeq, a predicted model, not a curated record
AUGAGUGACGCCCAAACUUCCACCACCACUACCAUUUCCGCCUCACCAGUGCCAAAUAACGAAGAUAUCGUCUUAGAAACCAGAUUGUAUCUCGGUAAUGUCGACUUCAACGUCACACAAGAAGAACUUAUCGAACAAUUCAAAGAUUUCAAGAUUGAAAAGGUUGAUAUCCCAAAGAGAACUGUCAGCGGCGGCCGUAAAUUCGCCUUGGGGUUUGCCUUCAUCAAUUUAGACGACGCUGACAAAUUGGACCAAUUCAUUGAAAAAUACAACAAGACUAGCUUCAAAGAUAGAAUUAUCACUGUGAGAAGAGCUACAGCCCCAGUGGCGAAAGAAGACAAGCCAAAGCGUACGGCGGUGAAGAAUAAGAAAAACUCCAAGGCUGCGAACAAGAAAGAAGACGUCAAGAACACUUCAGAAGAGACCACCACAACCGCUGAUGAAAAGAAGAAAUCUGAAGAGAAACCAAGCAAAAAGACUUCCAAAAAGCCACAACAAGCUAAGCCAAGAAUCCCACUUUCUGAAGGGACUCCAUCCACCACUACUGUCUACAUAACGAACAUUGACUUCAACUUGGACACCAAGAAAUUGUCCGACUACUUGAAAAAUGAAACCUCCUAUAAACCAACCUGGGUUCAUGUUCCAACCCAAAAGAUCCCAAGCUACUUACUCCGUUCCCUUAAGAAGAAGGAUGUUCCAAUCAGAUACAAGUCUCGUGGUUUUGCCUUUGUUAGAUUUAAUACAGAAGCUGAACAGUUGAAUUUCAUUGAAGAAUUCAAUGGUAAGAAAAUCAAUGACAGAGAAAUCACUGCUAAACCUGCUAUUGAUAUGCCAGAAACUGAAGCCAAAGAAAACGAAGAAGAAACCCCUGAAGAAAAAUAA